Messenger RNA from Vollenhovia emeryi, 1809 nucleotides. RefSeq names its product venom protease-like. Gene Ontology annotation, biological process: proteolysis. Bases 179 to 1276 code for a protein of 365 amino acids. Lineage: Eukaryota; Metazoa; Arthropoda; Insecta; Hymenoptera; Formicidae. The transcript has 7 exons. The record is from RefSeq and is a predicted model, not a curated record. Gene Ontology annotation, molecular function: serine-type endopeptidase activity.
CGAAUACGUCGGGAAGGGAGCAGCCCAGUUGUCCGUGUGCGGUGUACAUCGUAAGAACUCUCCACCGACCAUCGGUGUUUUCUAGAGUCUACUUUUCCGUACCAAGAGAUUCUCGAUUUUGUGUGAGCACGUAGCAGUAACGCAAUAAUUACUUAGAUACCUAAACAAGUGACUCGCAAUGUGGACUGCCGUAUUAGCAUUCAUCGGUUUGCUGUGUGCAUCAAUACCGUCGACGCAUUCUCAAGGUACAUGCCAAAAUCCGCAGGGACAGCCCGGCACGUGCAUCAAUAUCAGAUCGUGCACGGUGCUACUCAAUCUCCUGCAGUCGAGUCCGCAAAAUCCGCAAGUAGGCAAUUUCCUCCGUGCUUCUAUUUGCGGCUACGAAGGUAACGAUCCUUUCGUUUGCUGUCCGUCCAACGGCGGAAAUGUGGACGACGAUGAUCGAGGCCGUAAAGAAAUCACGAACACCUCAUACGGUCCUUUGUAUCCGCCUAAUUGUGGAUUCAGUAAUAUAACGCUACGCAGAAUCGUCGGUGGCGAGCCAGCCUCGUUAGGUGCUUGGCCUUGGAUCACCGCUCUCGGGUACACAAACUCGAGAGAUCCAAAUGUUCCGAGAUGGCUUUGCGGCGGCGCUUUGAUUUCUAGCCGACACGUGCUUACCGCCGCACACUGCAUUCACGGACGAUCGGACUUGUACAAAGUUCGCGUCGGCGAUUUGGACCUCAACAAUGACUACGAUGGAGCGUCACCCUUUGAGGACUUUAUCGAAACAAAGACAGUGCACCCCGAAUACAAUCCCAGGACCUACACAAACGAUGUGGCGAUUCUAAAGACGACCCAGGAAGUACCCUUUACAUCAAGACUUCAUCCCAUUUGUCUUCCGGUGGACGAUUUUAACAGGUACAAAAAUUUAGAGGGAACGUAUCCUUUCGUCGUUGGAUGGGGAUCGGUUUAUUUCCACGGACCGACGAGCAGUCAACUUUUGCAAACACAAAUUCCUGUACGUACGCAAGAAGAAUGUAAAACUGCCUUCCGGAAUUUUGCGACAACAGUGAUUGACGAUCGCGUUUUGUGCGCCGGAUUUGCUCGAGGUGGAAAAGACGCCUGUCAGGGUGACAGUGGUGGACCAUUGAUGUCUCCUGAUCGCCGAAAUCAAAGAACGUAUUACAUUAUUGGAGUUGUGUCAUAUGGUUUCAAGUGCGCUGAACCAGGUUACCCAGGCGUAUAUUCGAAGGUUUCGUCUUUCCUAGAUUUCAUCACGAGUCAAUUGGUGUAGAUUUCUCAUGAAGAAAUCGAAGCUUUUUGCUAAUCUUUUAAAUAAAUUCUGAAAACUGUAUGCCUCCAUUAUAGUAUGGACAAUCUCCUUUUGUGCUGUUAAAGUGACCAGAUUUUUGAGUUUGAAAAUCGGGACAUACUCCGAAUGACUUGUAAAAAGAACUUUGGACCAAGGAUGAAAAAAAAAUAUAGAGCUAAAUUUCAUUUCUGAAUCGAUUGUUUUAUAAACUGAAUGUUGGUGAAAUUUUACUAAUAUUUUCUCAUAAAGAUUGCACCGUCUAUUCUUGAAAUGUUCAUCGAAUACUCGUCCGAGAGUUCAUUAUUUAAUUUAUCUACCACCGCCUCGCUGAAGAUGACUCAAAGUAGAGUUAAAAUUAUAAUUUACCAGUUAUAAUUUUAUCGAAUUGUUAAUUAAGUUUUAUGUUAACUCGCAUACAGCUAAUCGCAUUUGACUCUCUACUUCUGUAUUAUUAGUUAAGUUUCCCGUACAUGUAGGAGUAAACAUAAAUCACAACAUAAAUCCACUGAUCAAUC